CAGUUGUCAACAGGCUGCGCGAGAAAACGAGCAGUUGGAACUACUUGGAACGUGGAGAAGGAAACUGACAAAUAAACCUGUUCCGUGGACAAAAACCGCUGAUCUUGGUUGUAUCCAAAAACAAAACAGGCCGUUUUCUCGCGAAGCCCCCUGGGCCUGGCCGACAUGCGAAAUCUGACUCUGCCUUAGGCAGACGCGAGUCCCAGGCUGGGUUGAAUGGCAUUGAGCGUACAAGAUUGUGACUCAGUGGGAGUGCUGCAAUGACCAGUCGGCAGUUCAGCCAUGCAUCAAGCGCUCACGACCCAGACAAACCGCCACCUACUCUGGCCCCCAAGUUGCAUGUGCAUCGAUCACCGUCAAAGGACACAAUCACCAUUCGCUUCUCUGCUUUUGGGAAGGAGGAAGAGGAUGAGGAGGAAGAGUUGUAUUGUACAACAGCCCCCUCCAUCCCAGUCACUCAGGAUGACUCAAACGUUGUUACAGCUGUAGAGGCAAAUGAGGAGAUGUUUCAAGGGUCGUCACUGGAUGUUGCUGCUGAGGUUCCUGUUGAUUUGGAAUCAUCCAGACUUACUCCUCUUUCUAGACAUCGUACUAACGAUGCACCCACACAGACCUUCUCAGCAAAUAUUGUUGAGCAGAAAGGCUCAACUUCUAAUGCUUCGCCUUCUAAAUCUUUAAGCUUUCCCUCCAGUGACAAACCAUUUUUAAGUUUGGUUAAGUCUAUCUCCUCUGAUGCUGAGGCUCGUGACGGGGUCUCAUCUGUUCCUGCUCCAACAGUGAGGCACAGGCAUCUCAUGAAGACUCUUGUCAAGUCCCUAUCUUCAGAUACAUCCCAAGACUCCUCCUUUUCUGCACCAUACCGUCUUUCAGAAUCCCGUCUUAACCUGCAACUCUUUAGGCAAUUUAUACCAUCUGCUACAGUGUCGACUGCUGUUGAUUCUAAAACUGCCCCUUCCUCUCCGCUGACAUCGCCAGAUAAUCGCAGCUUCUUCAAAGUCUCCGAUGUUGAGGCACGCAUUGAAGACACCAAACGUCGCUUUUCUGAAGUCAUUUCUGAACCAUUCCAACUUUUGACUAAGAUCAUGGAUGAAAAGAGUGGCAGCAAUAUUUACCGGCCCAAGACCCUUUCUGCCAGUGCCUCAGAACUCACCAGCGAGGCAAUCAACGGUCACCUUGAGAGUAACAACAACAACUAUUGCAUUAAGGAGGAAGAGGGAGGUGAAUGGGAGGCUGAGAGCCCCAACUGCAGAUCUUCUGUUUCACUUGAAUCAGUUUCCUCCUCUGUUAACACUAAGAGCCCCAGCAAAUCACUGUCCCUUUCCAUGUCACUGGACAAAUGCUCUAUGUCUGCUCUUGCCAAACAGGAGGACGAGGACUUCUGCAUCUUAUACAGUGAUGAUUUUGAAACUUGUACUGACACUGAAGGUGAUGGUGCUAAUAGAACUGAUGAAAGUGGAACUGACAGUCAGAUUAAAAUGCCAGUAAGUGGUAGCACAGAACCAUGCAGUGAAGAUGAAUUGGAAAAUGUUGAGUUGGUACCCAGUGUUCCAUACUAUACUCUUGUUGCCCUUACUGUGCUGGUGUAUGGGUAUUUUGUAUUACCUCUGCCAAGUUACUUUGGAGGAAUGCUGCUUGGGAUUGGCCUGGGAUUCCUUGUAGCCAUUGGUGUUGUGUGGCUCACAGGACCAAAUUCUUCUAAAACAUAUUUUAGGUGCGAUAGAAAGCUGUCAAACAUCACCAGGUUGGACAUUAAAGAACCGGAAAUCUAUAAGGGCUGGAUGAAUGAGAUUUCAAACUAUGAUCCAGAGACCUACCAUGCCACACUGACACACUCCGUGUAUGUCCGACUGGAGGGCUCCGUCAUUCGCCUUUCUAAGCCCAAUCACAACAUCGCCCGCCGUGCCACACACAAUGAACCAAAACCUGAUGUCACUUACAUCAGUCAGAAAAUCUAUGACCUCACCAACAGCAAAGUAUAUCUAGUGCCUAACAGCCUGGCCAGGAAGCGUGUAUGGAAUAAAAAAUACCCUGUGUGCAUUGAACUGGCCAAGCAGGAUGGCUUCAUGUCAAAGGCAGAGGGGCACAGGUGGGAAGCCAGCGAGGGCACAAGCUUGACAAGCAGGGAAGACGGCAGUGGAGGAACACUGGAAAAAGGAGCUUCAGCUUCAUCCAGCAGAGAUGUGACCCUUUAUUUGUUCGGAAGGACUGGAAGAGAGAAAGAAGAGUGGUUUCAGCGAUUUCUUUCAGCAUCCAAACACAAGACAAGCCUUAAGAAAACAACCAGUUUUGCAGGAAUUAAGAGCGCUCAGAGCUCCCACAGUCGCAGCAGCAGCCGCAGCAGUCUAGACGAGACACUGGUGCCUCAGCCCAAAUCAAAGGACCCCUCAGUUUCCUCUGCAGUGGCAGGCAAUGCCAAAGCCAAGCUGCCUUUUGACUACAGUGUCUAUAUGGCCUCCAUAUUGCCAGAACAGGCAGCAGUUAGCUCUGUUGCUACCAGCCCUUUCGUCCAGAGUCCUCAGAACAGCCCUGGGGCAGACAAAAAGUUUCAGACCACCACUUCAAGUCAAGCUCAUCCAAGGGAAGAGGAUGAGGCUGUUGCUUGGGUGAAUGCAGCUCUUGGCCGUGUCUUCUGGGACUUCCUGACUGAACCCCAUUGGGCUGAAGUUGUCUCCAAGAAGAUUCAGAUGAAGCUCAGUAAGAUACGGUUGCCUUACUUCAUGAAUGAGCUAACGCUGAAUGAACUGGACAUGGGCUCUGUCACUCCCAGAAUCCUUGGUGCAUCCAAACCCUCCAUUGACUAUAGAGGUCUGUGGUUUGACUUGGAGAUUUCUUACAGUGGCUCAUUUCUGAUGACCUUGGAGACCAAGAUGAACCUCAUUCGCCUGGGCAAAGAGGGCGAAGGUGCCCGAAUAGGGGACCUUGGCAAAGAAGGAUACAGGCCACGGACUUACUGCUUAGCUGAUAGUGAUGAGGAGUCAUCCAGUGCUGGCUCAUCAGAUGAGGAGGACUCCUCGGGGGUGUCAAACGAGUCUGUUGGAGCAGAGGGUUUGGUUGGAGGCCACAAGCCGAGCAAGAUCAUGCGCUUCGUGGACAAGAUUGCCAAAUCGAAAUACUUUCAGAAGGCCACAGAGACAGAAUUUAUCAAAAAGAAGAUGGAAGAAGUGUCAAAUACACCACUCCUACUUACAGUUGAGCUGCAGGAACUUCAGGGAACGCUGGCUGUCAACAUUCCUCCUCCACCAACUGACAGAAUAUGGUAUGGUUUUAGGACACCACCUCAUCUGGAAUUUAAGGCACGACCCAAACUUGGAGAAAGAGAAGUCACUCUGGCUCAUGUUACUGAUUGGAUAGAGAAAAAACUGGACCAGGAAUUCCAGAAAAUCUUUGUAAUGCCAAACAUGGACGAUGUGUGGCUGACUGUCAUGCAUUCUGCCAUGGACCCACGCACAGCUGGCGGGCCGUUGGUUAGUCCCCCAGUAGACUCUGAGGCCUCCCAGGAGGAGAGAGAAAGUACCACACCACCAUGAGGACAGUUUACAGUAUUUUCUGAUCUCAUAACUGGAAAUGAAGUCAACGUUCAUAGGUCAGACACAAACACAUUACUGUAGUAGGUGUUUUAAUUGCCAUAGGGAGACUAUAUGAACGAACAAUGUAGAAAUGACCAAGGAAACACUACACAGUGAAACUGCAACUUGCUGCUCUUUUCUGUAGUAUUUAUAAGGUAACCGAGCAAAUAAUUUGUUUUAUAUAUAUAUAUCAGUGACUCAGACUUCGGGGGUUGAUGAAGUUCACAAAGGGUAAUAUAUGAAGAUGCAAGUACAUAAUGUCUUUUGUGGAAGCAUUCACCGGAUACCUUACUGCCUACAAAUGAUAGUCUUCUGCUAAGACCAGAGUGUGAGACAGAUAGGUAGCCCUUUAGUUACACAAGUGGAGAUUUGCACUUCAGUAUGACACACUUUUGUAAAAUAAUAGUGAAUGAUACCUGUGUGACGAAGCCUAGUUACUUACAUUGGUGAGAAUCAAGCGAAAGCAAGUUUAAGCAAGCUCAGAUACUUCAUGGUACAGUAUGUUAAUUUGCCAUUAAACCAUUACGUGGCUUAAUGUGAGCAGUUAUAUCAGGUGUUAACAAACAGUAUUUCUUUGUGCUGUGAACACACCCUGAAUGCUUUUUUUUUUUUUUUGCCAAACCCUGCUUUUAUGCCAACAAUGCCGUUAUCUAUGUCUCUCUGGAAAUAUUUAUCAAGAGCCUUCACUAUGUAAAUUUCUUACUGAUAACAAACACAUUAAGUGCAAUGAUAGGGUGCAUAGGCUUUAGUAUGAUCUCUUAUAUGUCUUACAGUAUAUUAAAGUGUACGUCUGAGAAGAAUGAGUCUAUUAAAUGUAUGUUUGGACAUGUUUUAUAUAUGAAAACAGUUUUUACCCACUUGGUUGGGAUAUGCAAAUGGUUGCACAAACAAGUGAUUUUUUUUUUUUUGUUAUGAUUCCUUACAAUAAACACUAGCUCAUUUUGCAUCGUUUUAGAUAUGUCAUUCAGUCAAUAUACCUGAGUAAACAUUUUGAAUUUAAAGACUAGCCUUGUAAUAUAUUUGGAAAGACACUUAUCGCUAUACUUGACUUGUAGUUAGCAUUUGCUGAACUUAACAUACAUUCUAUCUGUUAAAGUUAUAGCCAAGAGGUUUUUCGAGAGAAUAUAUUUUUUUAGCCAUAUUUGUAAUGUUUACUAAGGUCGUCGUGGCUAUUGGUGCCAGAUCUCUCUGUCCAAGGUACACAUCCUGGAUCGAUGUUGUAUUGUAAUAUAAAAUUUACAAAUGCAACACAUUACCCGCAUCAAAACUUUUACCCAAUACCAAUUUUUCUGUUUGCCCUUCCCUUAUUUUGCUCUUAUAGCAUUCUAAUGCACUGUAACAAAAAAAAGUUUUGGUGUCUUUUACUUCGCUGCAUUUUUUUUGAAUGACUAAAUAAAGGUUAUGUUUAUAUUUUUUGUCUACUUUGAAAUAAACAGAAUGAAAUAAGGUUUUUGAGAAUAUAUGAAGAUCAUGUCAUGACUUGUAAUCUGUGAAAAAUUAACUUUUUAAAGAUUUGGAUAUAAUUGUAUGGUCCUAUUCAAUGAUUAUUUCUAUCUGCCUAAUUUAUAAAGCAAAAUAAAUCCUUUGCCAAAUGAAAACAUA
Molecule: messenger RNA, 5168 nt
Organism: Betta splendens (Siamese fighting fish)
Lineage: Eukaryota; Metazoa; Chordata; Actinopteri; Anabantiformes; Osphronemidae
Product: testis-expressed protein 2
Exons: 13
Coding region: 261-3527 (1088 amino acids)
Cellular component (GO): endoplasmic reticulum
Molecular function (GO): lipid binding
Source: RefSeq, a predicted model, not a curated record